AUGAGACUAACUCUACGAUUACUGUCUUCUGUGGUGCAGAAAAGACCGUUUUAUAUUACAACGCCAAUCUUUUACGUUAAUGCCGCACCACAUAUUGGACACCUGUACACAGCCUUGGUGGCAGAUGCAAUACAGCGUUUUGAGAAACUAACAAACCCUGAUUGUCAAGUCAUAUUUAGCACUGGCACAGAUGAACAUGGAACUAAAAUACAGCAAGCAGCAGCCAAAGAGAAAGUUCCAUUACCUGAGUAUUGUGCCAAAGUUUCUAAUGAAUAUAGAGAACUGUUUAAAGACUUUGAUAUUGAAUAUACAGACUUUAUACGAACAACAGAGGAAAGGCAUAAAACUGCCGUUUGUCACUUUUGGAAGCGUCUCAUGGAUCGCGACUACAUAUACAAGGCGAAUUACUCGGGCUGGUACAGCGUCAACGACGAGGCUUUUGUCCCAGAGACUCAUCUGAGGGAUGAAGUUCUGGACGGCGAGAAGGUUAAAGUGUCAACAGAGUCGGGGCACCGAGUUGAGUGGACAGAGGAGACCAACUACAUGUUCAGACUGAGCGAGUUCAGAACGCACCUGCUCAAAUGGCUGGAGACCGAUGGGGUUAUCCGCCCCGCGAAGUACCAGCAGCAGCUGAGGGCGUCGCUGGAGCGCGGCUACCUCCCCGACCUCUCGGUCAGCCGGCCAGCCUCCAGGGUCCCCUGGGCGAUUCGGGUUCCCGGUGACGAGGAGCAGAGCGUGUACGUGUGGCUGGACGCGCUGGUCAACUACCUGACGGUGGCCGGGUUCCCGGACGAGGAGGCCAUGAAGGCCCUCGGCAGACCCUGGCCCCCGGAUGUCCAGGUGGUCGGCAAGGACAUACUCAAGUUCCACGGCGUGUACUGGCCGGCGCUGGUGAUGGCGGGCGGGCUCCACCCGCCGCGGCGGCUGCUCUGCCACGCGCACUGGACGGCGGGCGGCGCCAAGAUGUCCAAGUCCAGGGCCAACGUGGCCGCGCCCAGGGAGGCGCCCGCGCCGAGCCACGCGCUGCGCUACCUGCUGCUGCGCGAGGCCACGCUGCUCGACGACGCCAACUACAGCGAGACGAAGCUGGUGAACAUCGCCAACGCUGAGCUGGCCGACACCCUGGGCAACCUGGUCAGCCGCUGCUGCGGCGCGGCGCUGAACCCUGGCCAGCGGAUGCCGGCGCUUCCGCGGCGGCAGCUGGCGCUGAUGCGCGGCGCGGCGCCGGCCCACCAGCUGCUGGACCAGCUGGAAAGGUUACCCGACGCCUGCCACGCCCUCUACUCUGACUGUCAGUUCCACAAGGUGGCAGACGAGGCGAUGCGGACGUUGCGUCUGGCCAACCAGUUCUUCGAGAGCAGCAGACCCUGGCUGCUGAAGGACAGGCCCGAGGAGCGAGAGCGGCUGGACGCCGUGCUGCACGUGGCCAUGGAGACCCUGAGGGUGUGCGCCGUGCUGCUGCAGCCGAUGGUGCCCGAGCUGGCGGCACGGCUGCUCUUCAAGCUGAGGGUGCCCGAGGAGGAGAGGAGCUGGGACCACUCCGCACCCUCCUGGACCCAGGACGGUCAAGGCGGCAGGCAGAUAGAGCCCGGCAAGUUCGUCCUCUUCCAGAGGAUAUACGCCGCGAAGAAGGCCAGGGCG
Molecule: messenger RNA, 1641 nt
Organism: Iphiclides podalirius (scarce swallowtail)
Lineage: Eukaryota; Metazoa; Arthropoda; Insecta; Lepidoptera; Papilionidae
Source: the annotation of a GenBank genome assembly